UUAUCGAUAAUUCACAUCUGACUCAGUAUUGAUUUUUUGUGAAGCGACAACAAAAAUAAUAAGAAGACAAAGUAAACUCAAUUCCUUAGUGCAAAUUUAGUCAACAACCAGCGAAAUGCAUUCCGCCUUGCUGCUGCUGGUGCUGCUCUACGUAGCCGUUGCCCAAUCCAGUAAUAUCACAAAUAUUGUAUUUGGUGAUAUUAAGGAAGGAGUAGUGGCAGCUUUUGGUGACUUUAACUCCGAUGAACUUACGGACGUAUUCGUCAUUCAGGACGACAGAAAAAUGCUACAAAUACUAUUUGGCUUUGAUACGGAACCACUGCUGCGACCUGGUCCUAACUGUUACUUUGGUUCUAGAAGGAUUGUCAGUGUAAUACCCGGUGACUUUGAUGGCGAUGCGCUGAUGGAUGUCCUGGUCAAUGUGGAGAAGAGCAAUGGUAUAUAUGACGUUUACAUAAACUGGGGCAAUACCACCACGCUGAGUUGCGCCAAGGAGCCAGUCAUCCAAACGAAAGGCGAAGCAAUGGCCCUCGAUUUUAACCGCGACAUGAUCAUCGAUUUGUAUGGACUGAAUGAAACAAAUGAUACGCGAUGCUUCUGGAUAUUCAAUAACAAACGUGAGCCCCCACAGGCCGUGCACCAGGCAAUGCCCACUGGUGGCAACACGCAAACUCUGACCAUACCCAAUGCGAAUGCGUAUUUGGAUUUGAAUGGCGAUUAUCUGGCCGAUCUGUUUUUGCAAACCAAAACCGGGUACGAGAUUUGGUAUGGCGUCAAUGAGCCCGACGGCGAGAACUUUAGCUAUCAGCACACCAUAACCUACGAGCUGGUGGGUAGCAACGGUUACGUAGUCGGUCAGGCCAUCUUUAUGGACUUCGAGUUGCGCGGCGUACAAAAUAUUGUGGUGCCGUUUUGCGUGCAGGAAAAUUGCAAAAACUCGACAAUACUUGUGCAUGAUGGCAACAUGUUUUAUGAUGUGCAUGUCAACUUUAAGGAUCCACAAGGCGUCACAUGGGCAUUUGUGCCGCCCAACCCCAAUGAUGUCUACUUGAAGACAAUUACUGCGCGUAUGGGCGACUUCAAUUUGGAUGGCUAUCCAGAUUUGCUGGUCACCCUGCAACCGUUGAGCGUUUCAAAGCCGAUAAUGCAGACGUUUCUGUUGGAGAAUGUGGCGUGCAAGACGUGCAGUAAGAAAUUCAAACGCACCUUUGAGGUGCGCUGGAAUGCUUUGUGGCCCAUGGGUAAUAAUACAGUCGCUGGUGCAUUCUAUGACUUUUACCAGGAUGGUGUCUUGGAUGUGAUACUGAUGGAGAAACAAGCGAAUGGAAAUUAUCGUCCACUUGCAUUUCGCAAUACUCUCGAUUAUGAUGCCAAUUUUGUGAAGGUAAUUGUGCUAACAGGUCUGGUGAAUCCACAGAAUCCCACAUCGCGCACAACGCUUGGCCGUAAGAAGCGCACAUAUGGCAGCAAUUUGCCUGGUCCGAUUAUUACGUACAUCACAACCACACAGGAUGGUGAUCAGCAAAUUGGCAGCAGUGUCCAAUUGCCGCAAUCAUCCUAUUUUGCACUCCAGUUGCCAUACACAUGCUUUGGCCUCGGUCGCACCCCCAAUUUUGUGGAUCAAUUGGUGGUGGGGCUGUAUGGCAAAUUUCACAACUGGACACAGCUAAUACCCAACUCUCAGAUCAUAGUUGUGCCCAAGCCGCUCGAUGAUUCGCAGCACUGGAAGGCGUUGCUCUUUGUCACGCCCAGCAAACUGAUUCUAAUGAGUGUUGUGGCCUUGGGUGGCACUUGCCUGGUGAUUGUGCUCAUCAUAUUGGUGCUCUACAUUAAGGAGAAACGCGAGGAUAGGCAGGAGCGUUUGCAAGAGUCGCACAGAUUCCAUUUCGAUGCGAUGUAAGCGAUUACACCAACUGGCAUACAUAAAUGCGACACAAGCAAAUUUAGCGCAGUUGCUUUAUUUUAUAAUUAUC
Molecule: messenger RNA, 1973 nt
Organism: Drosophila grimshawi
Lineage: Eukaryota; Metazoa; Arthropoda; Insecta; Diptera; Drosophilidae
Product: T-cell immunomodulatory protein
Exons: 2
Coding region: 116-1900 (594 amino acids)
Cellular component (GO): plasma membrane
Source: RefSeq, a predicted model, not a curated record